AUGCCCCCUCAACAGCUGCUCGAUGACCAGCUCAUGCGGUCUCGUCCCGUGUCCUAUACUUCCCUAUCGCUCAUCCUGGACGCUUAUCUUCCAGCAGCUCUCGUGCUUGCUGUGCUGGUCUCGCACCUCUGGCCCAGAUCGAUUAUCUUCUCGAGUUCGCUUCCGACCCGCAUCUUUACUCCGUUUGUCACACCCGAGGAUGUGCACGAGUACGACCAUGCAGAGGCAGAGGCGUGCCAGCACGACGACCACACGCGGUCCCAGGCGAAUUCAUCAGCCACUCAGCCAGCUACUCUAGCCUCCAAAGGAUACGGAUCGACUGGGGCCGUCACUGCCUCGGAGGCAGCAGCAGGCGACAGUGAGGGUCGCUCGGAAACCUCGCCCCUGCUCGGAGCUCGAGGUCCGUCGCAGGCCGUUAGCACUAGUCUUAAAAAUGCACCGAAGCAGCCAGCCGCAGUGCGACUCGGACUCACCGCUGUCAACAUCGCUCAUCUCUUUGUAUGGAUGGCUGCGAUCAUCAUGUGUUCUCUGAGCAGUGUCGUUGCCGACCGUGUCGCUAUCGAAGCUGGCUUCCAAGGUGCGCGCGCGUUGCAGCUAGCUGCCGCAUAUCAAGUCUUUGGCUGGACCUACGCAACCAUCUCCUCGGCCCUGUUCCCCUCGCCAACUCCCCCCUAUGCACUCCUCACCUUCUACGGCCUCGAGAUUGCUGCCUCCACCUGCAUCGCAUAUCAUUCAAUCAUUGACGUCUCACACCUGCCCUUUUCACCGCCGCAUCGCAGCCAGCUGGCCCCUCCUAUCUUCAGUCUGCUCUCGUUUGGACUCGUUGCCUUUGGGUGUUACCUCAUCGCCAGCUUGCCUCUGCAGGUAUACGACCGCAACCCUCAGCACGACCGUUAUGGCUAUCCCCCACCCCUUGAGGACUACUGCACGCUGUGGCAGUGGAUCAGCUUCUCCUGGGUGAAUCCCAUUAUCAACACGGCCCUCUCUCGACCCCUCGAAGAAACAGACGUGUCCCAGCUCAGCAAGUUAUCCAAAUCAAAGAUCUUGCUCAAGAACAUGCGCUUAGUUCAAGAGAAGGAUGCCCAAGAAUACCAGAAGGCCAAAGCGCAAGCUGAGGCGGCGACUGUAAAUUCUACACCGCAAGCCAGAGCUCGAGCUGCUGCCAAAGCCGAGAAGAAGAAGCCCAACAUUCUCCGUCAGAUCUUCUGGAUGAACUCUCAGGAUCUGGCUCUUGAUUUCGUCCUCGCCUUUCUGUCUUACACCGCGGCCUACGCCAGUCCCUUCUUCAUCAAGCAGAUCCUUCAAGCGCUUCAGAGUGUCAAUACCUCAGAAGUGGCUGCCCGCUCCAUGUCCCACCUUUCCAUCUCUUCGGACCCUGCCUCCUUCACCACAUCACACCAGGGGGGAAUGCAAGGCUACGCGAUGCCGCUGCUCAAUGUCUUCGCACUCAUGGGCCACGACACGAUCCAUCCCGCCAAACGGCGUGCUUUCCUGUAUGCCUUCUUUGCGUUGAUCGUUUCGGUCGCCAAGACGCAAACUGAUCUUCAGCAUCUCUACUACGGCCGUCGUGCCAGUGUUCGCGUUAAAUCCGAGCUCACUCUCGCCAUCUACGACAAAUCCUUGCGACGCAAAGACAUCUCGGGCUCCUUGCAUACCGCCACUUCCACUGCCCAGGCAGCAGACUCGGACCAAACCGACAAAUCCAAGGAUGCCAAAGUCAAGCAAGGUCACGAGGACGACAAGAGUGCCGCAAGCGUCGGUAAACUGGUCAACCUCAUGUCUACGGACGCCAACACUAUCUCGGCCGCCGUCACCAUGCUGUUCAUGGCCUACACUGCUCCACUCGAACUCGUCAUCGCUACGACCUUUCUCUAUAAACUUCUUGGCUGGUCUGCCUUUGUUGGCGUCGGACCCGCCUUGAUUCUGAUGCCGCUCCAGCAGUACUUGACAAAGCUCUCCUUUGCCAUCAACAAAGGAACGCUCAAAGCUAGGGAUAAGCGCAUCACCGUGCUCAACGAACUCGUCAACUCGAUCCGAUUCAUCAAGUUCUUCGCGUGGGAGCGAGGCUGGUCCGAGCGCGUCAUGCGUGCCCGACGUGAAGAGAUGAAAUGGUUCUAUCGCGGCGCUUGGGCCCAGUCCGGCAUUAUGCUCUCCUUCGGCUUGAUGCCCAUCCUGAUCACCAUAACCUCGUUUGCCUCGUACACCAUCAUCGAAGGCAAACAACUCGAUAUCGCCACAGGUUUCACCGCAAUUGCGCUGUUUGGCAUGCUCAGGAAUCCACUCUCCGUGCUCCCCAUGGUCAUCAACAUGGUGCUUCAAGCUAAAGUCUCAAUGGACCGAAUCAACGCUUUCUUGCAAGAGGACGAAGUCCCCGAGUGGGUCAUCAAGAACUGUAGCGAUCAGGCAGAGCUUGUGUUGGACGAAGCCACCAAGGAUCGCACCAUUGUUCUCAAAGGUGCCACUCUCCGAUGGCAUGCUGCAAAGCCAAUUGACGACAACAAGCCAACAGCGAAACCCUCAUUCUUGUCGUCCUUGAAGUUCUGGAGAAAGAAGGACACAACGACACCUCAACCAGCGACAGAAGUAGAUGGAGCGCAAGAAGAGGCGACUCCGUUCCAUCUCACCGCGCUCGACUUCCAGCCUCCCGCAGGGAAGAUGACGCUCGUCUGCGGCCCCACUGGCUCGGGCAAGUCUUCGCUGCUCUCAGCUAUCCUCGGUGAGAUGGAGUUGGUAGAAGGCAAAAUCAUCCUGCCGAAGCGUCCUCUGCAGCUGCUCAGCGGAGGUGUUGCUUACUGCUCUCAGACGGCCUGGCUCGAGACGCUGAGCAUCCGUGACAACAUCGUAUUUGGCCAAUUCUUCGAUCAAGACCGAUACGACAAGGUGCUGGAAUGCUGCUGCCUCAAUCCCGAUCUCAAGACGUUUCGGGACGGUGAUCACACCGAGAUCGGAGAGAACGGCGUCUCCCUGUCAGGCGGUCAGAAAGCGAGAGUGGCGCUGGCGCGUGCCAUCUACUCUCGAUCUCCAGUUCUGCUGCUGGACGAUGUGCUGGCAGCCGUAGACUCGCACACUGCCCGAAAACUGGUUGACGAGUGCCUCUGCGGAGAUCUGGUGCGAGGACGCACCGUCGUGCUGGUCACUCACCACGUGGAAACCGUGCUGCCUCAUGUAGCACACGUGCUGAUGCUGGACGGAGGCCGCAUCCGAGCAAGCGGCUCCCCGGCUGACCUCAAGGCGGAGGGCCUCCUCUCCUCGCUCACCUCGGAGUCAAGCCCAGACAGCAAAGGCAAACAGGCUGCCACCGAUGCGACGGCCAAAGAGGAAGCCAAAGAAGCUGCCGACGAAGCUCAGGACGUGGCGCAGGCCGAUGACGCGAAGGCCACGGACCAAAAGAGCAAGACCGACCCUGUUUCCGCUGCAGCUGGUGCUUCUAAUCGAGGCAAGCUCGUGACAGCAGAGGGUAAGUCGACAGGUAGCGUUAAGCGCGAGAUCUACGUGACGUAUCUGUCGGCUUUUGGCUUGCUGCCCUUUGCCAUGGUCCUGUCAUUCAUCAUGGUGUCACGCUCCGCAGAUGUAGCCGAGAAAUACUGGCUUUCGUUUUGGGGAGGUGCUUAUCAACAUCGUCCCGACAAAGGCGAGCGAAUUCGGUUCCCCGAUCCUAACCAAAACGUUCUUCCGUAUCUGGGCGUACACGCGAGUAUUCUUUUCACAUGGUUGAUCGGAGGAAACAUUUCGAUGCUGCUCUGUUUUCGAUUCGGAGUUGCAGCGAGUAACAAGCUCUUUACGAGGAUGUUAAAGGCCGUUGUACGAUCUCCCACCCGCUUCUUUGACCAGACCCCGACUGGCCGCAUUCUAAAUCGCUUCACCAAAGAUGUCGAGACUGCAGACGACACGCUGUCUAACAACAUCCGAUCCGUGAUCUUGUUUACGACGGCGGCGAUGUUUGCCAUGAUCAACAUCGCUUGGACCAUUCCAGCGGUGGCACCCCUCUUGGCUUUGGUGGUCUACGCCUACUAUCGGACAGCAAGCUCAUACAUUGCGGCGGCUCGUGAUCUUCGACGCCUUGAGUCUGUGACACGGUCGCCCAUCUUCCAGUCGUUCUCCGAGGUGCUCAACGGUAUCGGAACCGUACGAGCUUUUGGCGCGCAGGACCGCUUCGUUGACACCCUUUUCCGUCGCCUUGACGCCUCGCAGAGCUGCAAUAACCUUUAUUGGAUGACCAAUCGCUGGCUGCUGCUCCGAUUCGACUUGAUGGGUGCUUUGACAAUCUUCAGUGCAUCGGUCAUGUCGCUCGUCCGAGGCGUAGAUGCCGGGCUGGCGGGUAUCGCCAUUACUCAAAGUCAAGUCUUCGUGCUGGCACUGUACUGGCUUUGCCGCGUGUGGACUGGCUUUGAGAUGGAUCUCAACUCGGUCGAGAGGAUGUACGAGUACUUUGACCUGCCGCAAGAGCCGCUGGCGAUUGUCGAAGGAAACCGUCCACCGCCGAGCUGGCCGUCCAAGGUGAACAGCCGUGGCAUCCAGGUCAAGGAUCUUGUGCUCAAGUACGCGCCUGAACUCGACCCAGUGCUGCAAGGCGUUGGGUUUGAGAUCAGUGCAGGCGAAAAGGUGGGUCUGGUUGGCAGGACCGGCUCAGGCAAGAGUACGCUUGCGCUCGCAUUCUUCCGGUUUGUUGAGUUCGAACAAGGUUCUAUUGUCAUCGAUGGCAUCGAUAUUAGCAAAAUUGGCCUCGAGGAUCUUCGAAGUCGGCUUACCAUCAUCCCUCAAGACCCUGUGCUGUUCAGCGGUACGAUCCGCGAGAACCUGGAUCCAUUCAACGAGCGCACCGACGAAGAAUGCCUGCUGGCAUUGCGUCGCGUCAAUCUCAAGACGAGUCCCGUGCAGACCGCUGCGCCUAGUGUCCUUCCAAGCCGAGCUGCCUCGAUCCACGAGCAGUCGAUGGAACCCAAUCCGUCUUCAUCGUCAUCCACUGCCGUCGAUUCAAUUCUGCCGACCGAGCAUGGCUCCGGCACCACGGUGUUCACACUCGAGGAUAAAGUGUCUGAAGGAGGCAACAAUUUUUCUCAGGGCCAGCGUCAACUUAUUUCGAUGGCGAGGGCGUUGUUGCGUUCGACGUCCAUCAUCUUUAUGGACGAAGCAACGGCUUCCGUUGAUUUCGAGACCGACGCGCAAAUCCAAAAGACGUUGCGAUCGCCCUUGGGUGCUGAUGCAAACCACAAGACCACCAUCAUCACGAUCGCGCACCGACUCAAGACGAUCAUCGACUAUGACAGGAUCCUGGUGAUGGACAAGGGUCGCAUCGCUGAGAACGACUCGCCGGCCGCACUGCUGGAGAAGAAGGGUAUUUUCUACGAGAUGUGUCGCAAGACGGGAGAGUACGAUGAGCUCGAGACGCUGGCGAAGCUUGCUGCCACCAACAACUGA
This is a messenger RNA of Sporisorium graminicola, 5418 nucleotides long. RefSeq lists its product as uncharacterized. Gene Ontology annotation, cellular component: fungal-type vacuole; membrane. Gene Ontology annotation, biological process: transmembrane transport. Bases 1 to 5418 code for a protein of 1805 amino acids. NCBI's taxonomy places the organism in Eukaryota, Fungi, Basidiomycota, Ustilaginomycetes, Ustilaginales, Ustilaginaceae. Gene Ontology annotation, molecular function: ABC-type peptide transporter activity; ATP binding; ATP hydrolysis activity. The transcript has a single exon. The record is from RefSeq and is a predicted model, not a curated record.